CUACGUCGAAACUCAAACCAAUAUUGGACUGUUAGAUUUUCUGAGGAAACCUGAAAAUGAGUUCAUGAAUCAGCUAUGUCCAUUUCAUCCAGAUUCCACGGAAUUAUUGUCAAAAAGUUAUCCUAUCAUGGUUCAAGUAAACAUUUUUUACUGUGGUGGUAUUGCCAUUUGCUUGAGUGCUUCCCACAAGAUUUUUGAUGGUCUCUCAGUUUCUACAUUUAUGCAAUCUUGGGCAGCUACAGCACGCGAAUCAACUGUACAAAUAAAUCCAAGUUUUAUUUCAUCUUCCUUAUUUCCUCCUAUUUUGGAUAUGUACCAAGAUUCACCUCCUGUGGUCUCCAAACCACAAAAGAACGAGCCUAAAUAUGCUACAAGCAGAUUUGUGUUCGAUAGCUCGGCCUUGGCUGCUCUUAAAUCCAAGGCAGCUACAUCAACAUCUUCCGCGAAAUCAAGUUCAGCCAAGGCUGUUAUGGGACUUCUAUGGAAAUCUGCCAUAGCAGCUUGGAAAGUAAGGUCUGUUUUGUUUAUCCCGGUGAAUCUGAGGACAAAAGUUUCGCCCCCUUUAUCACCUCAUUCACUAGGAAAUAUCGUUUGGUUGGCUCGUGCUAAAUGUUGUGACAAUCCUAAGCUAGAGCUGGAAUUGCUGAUAAACAAGAUCUCAAAUUCCAUUGGUACAAUGAACGCUGAUUUUGUUGAAUCUAUAAAUGGUGAGAAUGGGAUUCAGAAGCUGAUGGGAGCCUUAAAAGAUUUCCAUGAAGUGUUCUAUGACCCUAAUAGUAUGGCUGAAUGUAUCUAUAUCAGCAGCAUCCGCAAGACUGGAUUUUAUGAGGCUGAUUUUGGAUGGGGAAAGCCCAUAUGGACAUGCAUUGCGCGUGGAAACAGAGAUUUACACGGAUUGGGAAAUAUUGCUCAUCUGAUCGAAACAAAAUCUGGUGAUGGGAUUGAAGCAUUGGUGACCAUGAAAGAAGAGUACAUGGCUACACUGGAGAAAAAUCAGGAGCUUCUCCAUUAUGCUUCUUUAAAUCCUAGCCCUCUUGAUUCACGCUAG
Messenger RNA from Coffea eugenioides, 1048 nucleotides. RefSeq names its product salutaridinol 7-O-acetyltransferase-like. The record is from RefSeq and is a predicted model, not a curated record. Bases 65 to 1048 code for a protein of 327 amino acids. Lineage: Eukaryota; Viridiplantae; Streptophyta; Magnoliopsida; Gentianales; Rubiaceae. The transcript has a single exon.